Messenger RNA from Nematolebias whitei (Rio pearlfish), 1511 nucleotides. RefSeq names its product meteorin like, glial cell differentiation regulator a (gene metrnla). Lineage: Eukaryota; Metazoa; Chordata; Actinopteri; Cyprinodontiformes; Rivulidae. Gene Ontology annotation, biological process: positive regulation of brown fat cell differentiation; energy homeostasis. Gene Ontology annotation, molecular function: hormone activity. The transcript has 4 exons. The record is from RefSeq and is a predicted model, not a curated record. Bases 327 to 1190 code for a protein of 287 amino acids.
UCAGAUCCGAGCCUGAACUGUGUACGUGAAUGCAGCAGCAGGCAGUGAACGGGGUGUGACGUCACGUGCGGCCCAAUCACAGCAGCUGGAGCAGUGAGUAGUAUCGGUUCACGUUUUGCGGAGGGCUUUACGCUCCGAGUUGUCCGAGCGAACUAAAACUAAACACAUUUUUUGUUAUCGCCCUGAUUAUUUUCUGGUUUGAAACAGGAGGGAGCACACAGACUGGACCGGACCGGAGCACAUGGAAACACUAUGCGGCCGGAGAGACGGCGGUGGACAUCUUUCUAGUUUCAGUGGAGAGAAGAGGCGAAGCGAGGCGAGAUAAAAUGCUCAGCCCGACGCUGCUGGCCUCGUUUCUGCUCCUUUUCCUUCUCUGCCGAAGAUCUUUAUGUCAAUACUCAAGCGACCAGUGCAGCUGGAAGGGAAGUGGUCUGACCCAUGAAGGGCACGCCAGGGAUGUGGAACAGGUGUACCUACGUUGCUCGCAAGGAUCUUUGGAGUGGCUCUACCCCACGGGCGCCAUCAUCGUCAACCUCCGACCCAACACGGUGUCGCCUGCCACCGCCCGCCUCUCGGUCUGCAUCAAACCCUCCAAGGACUCCACUGGCACAAACAUCUACCUGGACCGCAGUGGCAAGCUGCGGUUACUGCUGCGUGAGCAGGACCAGGGUCAGGGGCGGGUGCACUGCUUCGGCAUUCAAGAGGGGGCGCUCUUCAUCGAGGCCGUCCCACAUACGGACAUCAGCCGGAGGAUUACGGCGUUCCAGUACGAGCUGGUCAGCGACAGGCUGAGAGCAGAGGCGCUCUUACCUUCUGCACCCUGUCAACCCUGCAGUGAUGAUGAGAUGCUUCUAGCAGUCUGCACAAAUGACUUUGUGGCACGGGGCAGCAUUAGGAAAGUGGACCAGGAAGACGAGUACUCGUCUGUCACAGUGGAGAUCAGUCGCCUUUACAGACAGAAGACGCAGGUCUUUGCGUCUGGGGGGGUGAGGGUACGGAGCUGGACUGGCAACAUCAAGAUGCCCCUGCGGUGUAAGGUGAAGUCCGGGGAGGGGGACUUCCUUUUUACCGGGACUGUGAGGUUUGGGGAGGCCUGGAUGGGUUGUGCUCCUCGCUACAAAGACUUCCUGCGGUUGUAUCGCGAGGCAGAGCAGCAGGGGAGCAACCCCUGCCAUGUGGACACGGACUGAGUGGAAACGCAGCGAGUCCUCGUUGAGCUGAGAGUUUGAGCCGAGCGGAGAGAAGCUGACGGACUGACAAAGAGCCUCGCUUGCCUUCGUUGUCUCCUGAAUCAUGUGUGCAGCUCCUGAAUGUUGCCAAGCAGCAUACUAGCAGUUUCAAAGCUGGAAUGUGUUCAGAUCGUCUUUUCAAACACACGGAACUGCCAAGUUUUAAAUGUAGCAAAAAAACUUCUUUUUUUUUUUAUGUGAAUAAAAUGUGAAUGAAUGUUGUACAUUUUGAAGCUCUGCGUGCUUUGUAAAAAGGCUUGAUGUACAGAUCUGUAUUUGUUU